CGGAGGAAGAUAUCCAGCAAGUUCUCUGCUAAGGGAUAAGAUGAUCAGUACACGUUCAGUCCGCUCUCCGUUUCUCUUUCCCGCCUCCAGAAAGUAAAAACCUCUCCAGACUCCAGCCAUGGCCGAAGCUGCGCGGGUCUUCCACACGACUACAUUCGUCCCUUCAUUCAAUUCACUGCACAAAACCCAGAAACCCAAGCCCUCGUUUGUCUCCCGAAGCACCGUACGCCGGAAGUUCCAGUCUUUACGCUGUUCGUCGUCGCUGGAAAGCGCGACCACAGCGAUGACGACGAAUAAUCAGGAGGUACGAUGGGGAUGCGACAUCGAUUCUCCGGAAAACGCUCUAGCUCUGCAGAAAUGGCUUUCAGAUUGCGGGUUGCCUCCUCAGAAGAUGGGAAUUGAGAAAGUGGAAGUUGGGGAGAGGGGGUUGGUAGCUUUGAAGAACAUUAGGAAAGGGGAGAAGUUGCUCUUCGUGCCUCCUUCUCUCUUCAUCACCGCCGAUUCACAAUGGAGCUGCCAAGAGGCAGGUGAGAUUAUGAAGAAAUACUCAGUGCCAGAUUGGCCAUUGAUAGCAACUUAUCUGAUUAGCGAGGCAAGCCUUGAGAAAUCAUCGAAAUGGAGCAAUUACAUUGCUGCUUUACCUCGCCAGCCUUAUUCUCUCUUGUACUGUUUCUUCUUCUGCCUACAGCAUCUAUGUGUCGUUUUCAGGACUCGUGCAGAACUAGAUAGGUAUCUUGAAGCAUCACAGAUCAGAGAGCGGGCGAUUGAGAGGAUUAACAAUGUCAUUGGAACGUAUGAUGAUUUGAGGCUUAGGAUAUUCUCCAAGCAUCCUCAGCUCUUUCCUGAAGAGGUAUUCAACAUUGAGUCCUUCAAAUGGUCAUUUGGCAUACUCUUCUCUCGCUUGGUUCGUUUGCCGUCAAUGGAUGGAAGAGUAGCCCUGGUUCCCUGGGCUGACAUGUUGAAUCAUAGUUGUGAGGUAGAGACAUUUCUGGAUUAUGAUAGAUCAUCACAAGGAGUGGUAUUUACAACUGAUAGAACAUAUCAGCCAGGUGAGCAGGUGUUCAUAUCGUAUGGGAAGAAAUCUAAUGGAGAGCUGUUGCUCUCUUAUGGAUUCGUUCCAAGGGAAGGUACUAAUCCCAGUGACUCGGUGGAAUUGCCUUUCUCACUAAAAAAGUCUGACAAAUGCUACAAGGAGAAGCUAGAAGCUUUGAGGAAGCAUGGUUUGUCUGGGUCACAUUGCUUUCCCAUCCGUGUCACUGGCUGGCCACAGGAGUUGAUUGCAUAUGCUUACUUAGCAGUCAGCCCUCCGGGCAUGAUCGGACAGUUUGAAGAGAUUGCAGCUGCUGCAUCAAACAAGACAGCCAUGAAGAAAGAUAAACCAUAUCCCGAAAUUGAAGAACAGGCACUGCAGUUCAUAUUGGAUAGUUGUGAGUCAAGCAUAUCAAAAUACACCAAAUUCUUACAGGCUAGUGGAUCAAUGGAUUUGGAUGUGACAUCUCCAAAGCAAAUUAACAGAAGGUUGUUCUUGAAGCAGCUCGCUGUAGACUUGUGCAACAGUGAACGAAGGAUAUUGUACCGAGCUCAAGCUGUAUUGAGAAGAAGGUUGAGAGACAUGAGGAGUGGGGAACUGAAAGCUCUGAAUCUCUUUGAUGGGCUCAGAAACCUCUUCAAAUGAAGUGGUGUUUGCCCCAUUCCCCUACUUGUGCAGCAAAUUAUAGGACAAAUGAUUUCUUCAGCCAAAAGGGUUUCAGCUUAAAGGAAGAAAUCAGACGCGAAGGGCUGCUAAAUUCUGGCUCCGGCAGCUGUUCCUUAGUUCCCUCUGUUUCAGGAGUUUGUAAUACAACCAACCCUUUCCUGUGUAAAUUUGAAUUUUCCUACAUGUGGGGAAGCAAGAUUGAUCACCAAGUCAAAAUUCAAAACUAAAUAAUAGAAUUUCCUUUCGUGUGCGCGUCGCGCGAUGUACUAAAAUGAUCACGACGAAUGGCCUGUUCUCACUUCUCAGUGGCAGAGGGAAUUUUAUUA
This is a messenger RNA of Linum tenue, 2022 nucleotides long. Lineage: Eukaryota; Viridiplantae; Streptophyta; Magnoliopsida; Malpighiales; Linaceae. The record is from the annotation of a GenBank genome assembly.